Haemonchus placei is the source of this 3084-nucleotide messenger RNA. The record is from the annotation of a GenBank genome assembly. NCBI's taxonomy places the organism in Eukaryota, Metazoa, Nematoda, Chromadorea, Rhabditida, Trichostrongylidae.
AUGUCGGGUAUUCCGCUCGGUGUGGGAGGUCCGCCUCCUCCCGGUAUGGAUACAAAACGUGGACGACUCGUUUGUAUCAAAGUCCGGAUGUUGGACGAUAGUGUUGCUGUGUUUCAUCUUGGACACAAAGCACUUGGUCAAACGCUACUGGAUGAGGUGGCCAGGCAUUUAAAUCUACUUGAAAAUGAUUACUUCGGUUUGGAAUGUAUUGACAAUUCGGGAUGCCAUUGUUGGUUGGAUGCGGACAAGCCGAUUUUACGACAAAUCACCUCACAUAGUACGGAUGCAAAAUUCUAUUUUAUUGUAAAAUUCUAUACACCAAAUCCAAUCGAUCUUGAAGAAGAAUACACGCGGUACUUGUUAACGCUUCAAAUUCGACGUGAUUUGUCAAUGGGCGAAUUACAUUGUGCCGAGACAACAGCUGCCUUGUUGGCUGCAUACCUUGUGCAGUCUGAAUGUGGCGAUUUCUCUGCUGAAGACUAUCCAGAUGCCACGUAUCUCUCACAUUCACGUUUCAUUCCUCAUCAAACUAUUGAAUUUCAACAGAAAGUCAUGGAAAAUCAUAAAAACUUGAUAGGAAUGAGCCCUGGUGAAAGCGACUUUGCAAUGCUCGAAGUGGCACGGCGAUGUGAUUUCUAUGGCAUCAAAUUACAUCCAGCAAAGGAUAUAGAAGGUACGGAAGCACGUCUGGCUGUUCUUCAUCUAGGAAUCAAAGUCUACCAUCAAUUACAAUGUGUUUCAACGUUCUCAUGGGCAAAGAUCCGUAAGCUCAGCUUUAAGCGAAAGAAACUUCUGGUGAAAUUACACCCUGACAGCUAUCAGUACUAUAAGGAAACGAUUCAAUUCAUUUUCGAUUCACGAAAUGAAUGUAAAUCUUUCUGGAAGAAAUGCGUUGAACAUCACGCGUUUUUUCGUUGUUCUGCCGCUGACAAUACUCGAAAAGACAAUCGACUAUUCAGUAAAGGAUCAUCGUUCAGAUAUCACGGACGAACUCAAAAGCAACUCAUAGACUACGUUCGAGAACAUCACAAGCGUAGAGAACCUUUUACGAGGCCUUUGCGUUCGGCCGCGUCUCCACGUUGUGGACCACCGUUUGCCGUCUAUUCCAUGGUGUCCGAUCGGAAGAAAAACGGUGGUGCCCACGUCUCCUUACCUCAUCUUCCGAAUCAGACGCAUACAAUCGACAAUGCAGGUACAUUAGAUGCGCGAGGACAUCGUCACGAAAUCGAAUGUGCUGAGCGCCAGAAGCAUCGAGCGCGACAAAAAAUCCCCGCAAAAGAAUCGCAUGACAAAGAGAACGUGUCCCUAUCACUACCGAAUGUCCUUAGUGAUGAUUUACAAGUUGUUUGUAGAGAAUUAGAAGUCGAAAACACCGAUCCGCCAAAAUCAUUGUCUGGUGAUAAUUUUAAUACGAUACGACCCGAUUAUGAUAAUAUUAGUGAGGAUUCGUAUCGAUUAUCUGAUCAUGAACGAUCCACAAAAUCCGAUGUCGGUGUGCCGUCGUCGUCGUCACGACCAACGACGGCCAGUACAAACUUUGCAACAAAACGUGUAGGUAGUAAUGUAGUAGUAAAACGUGUGAUCUCACAAACUAAAUCCACACCACAUUCAACAGACGAAGAGGACUCAUCGAGUAAUGCGCCAACGACAUCAUCUACUAGUCGACGGCAUCUGAAGGAAUACCCGUUUAAUUCCACAAACUUUGUACCCAUUGAAAUUGAUGGUCCUAAUGUGGAUAUAUCAGUACGACGAAGUACGGGACCAAUUUAUACCUCAACGGGAGCGCUAUUGUUAAAGCCGAAGGUUAUUUCUAUACACGAAAGCGAUUACUCAACAGUAAAAGUUGUUCCUGAUCCUACCGCUCCUGGCUCUUCCUCUGCAGUACCACCAGCACCUGUGAUCCCCCCGAAAGUUGACGUGCAACCGAAAGUUGAGUACGGCGCAAAGCGACCGCUUCCUGGGAGAAUCAUUACAAAAGAGAACAUGGUGAUCACCCCUAAUGGCGUUAAAGAAAGGGGUCCGAAGCCAGCUGUGAUGCCCAAACCUAUAAAAGCCGUUCUUCCACAGCACGCUGUUCCUCCGAAUACUGCUGCCGCUUCAGAAGAUCAUCCAGUUGUGCAUUUAAUGGAACAAACGUCAUCAGCGACAUCUUCAAAGGAUGAACCGGAUCAAGAGCCAAAGUCCGAGCCCAUCACAAGAGCUCCUCCAACUCGUCCGAAAUUGAUAUCAGUGAAGAGUGAGGAUAGUCCAAACGUGGAGAAAUGUCAUCUGUUCAACAGUGAGAUUCCAUAUACGCUUACGCUUCGGAAGGUGGAUAGCGCUGAAUCGCUGUCCUUUCCCACUUUUAAGGAUCGACAUCGAGAUUUCGACACGAGUUCCCUGAGAAGACUUUCCAAAAGCCCGGAUCAGUUCAAACGGCGAAAAUCGUUAGACCUGGUUCCACGGAAACGCUUGCCAUCGCCUAGGAAUUUCUCCUCACAAGAUCAUUCCAUUUCGCCUACCACGCCCGAGGGAAAUGUCCUCGAUUACGUGAUGAAACAUCGUUCGCUGAGCCAUGAGCGAACAGAAAAACGCGGAAAACGUGGAGAUGUUCGACGACAAACCCAACCGGUACGAUUUGAUCUGCCACCAAGUCCAUGUUCGCCAACUGUUAGUGGAAGUACACCGUUCAUCAGUUGUCUUAAUGAUGAUGUCGUCGAUGACAGCGUCUCCGAAUCAAGAAGCCUUCAUGAUGAGAUGGAAAAGCUCGAAAAUGCUCCCAGUGCCAGUUCCAUGGAUCAGAAAGACGACUCAGAAGGCAGCGAAUCUUUGCCCCCGCCACCGCCGGAGGCUGUGAUUCCAAAACCACCUCCACCUCCACCUCCACCAAAACCGAAGGCGAUUUCGGAUCAAGUGGCCGAGAUGAAGACGUCAGUGAUCAUGACAUCCGUUGUAAAAACGCCAUCCACUGAAGGCUCAUCGAAUCCACCGCCAAAGUCGGACGAGCAAAAUACGCCUUUCAUCGACGAAUCACCAAAAGGCUCAGAUGAAAUGUUGCCGGUUUCUCGUCGAACAGAAACGGGAUUACUCUGGACAGACUUCUAG